CCACCGUGGCGCAAGACAUUUUGGCUCAGAGCGCCCAGCUGCUUCAGCCUCGGCGACCCUUGGCCAGGGCCCGACGCAGCCGCCGCGCCGCCGCGUUUUUCCGGGAGACCAUGGCGCGAUCUGCCAAGUCGAAGGGGCUGGGUAUCUCUUCCUGGGCCUGCUGGGCGCCGCCCUGUCCCACGAGCUGGCCUCCGCCUUCGCGGGCGCUCCCUCGCCGCGCGAGAGCGCCCGCGAGGCUGCCGUGUCCAUGGCGGGCGGGCCGAAGGACGGCAUCUUCACGCCGAUGGUGCAGGGAGCCAAGGUGAUCGUGGGCGAGCAGCAGCUGAAGGAGAUAUCCGCGCACAAGUGAUCAAACUGCACGGGGAGCUCAUGGCCAACUUCAUAGAUACUGCAAACUCGCCCAGCGGAGACUUUGCCCUUGAGCAGCUCUUCAAAGCAGCCGACACAGAUGGCAGCGGCAAGCUUGACAAGGAGGAGCUGAAGGUAGCGCUGCAGAAGCUUGGCUUCUCGUGGAUGGGGGACGAGAAGGUCGAGAAGGUGGCAGCGAAGGGUGACACAGACGACGAUGGCUUGAUCGACCUUGACGAGUUCAAGCAGAUGGCUCCCACGGUGCUGCGCCAGAACCUCUUGAAACUAGCCAAGGAGAACGGCGCAGAGCUCGGCUUCCUCAGCUGAGUGCCGCCCUGCUUUUCGGAGCCUCUUCCCACAGCCUCGAGCUGCAGGAAUGCUUGACACAGCGAGGAAUUCGGGUUGAGGCUUCCUCCCGCGUCUGAUUCCCAAUUUUCGGCCCAGACCUCCGACGUGCUGCUUCUCUGGGGCGGCGGCAGAGGUCUCCCCCCUCCCUCUGGGGUCAGCUUCUCUCGUCCCGGCCCCACUUCUGACCGCCCCGGAGCCCGCAAGAGGACCACUAGGGGCCGAAUUCGAGGAAACUCGCCAGGCGCCUAUGCAAGUGAAGCAGCGCCUCGGGGGUCUGGAUGGUGUGCUCUGGCGCCUCGCGCGUCCAAGCCCUUGGGGCAGGACCCUUCCCGCCACAGGGCGGACAGCUCCUUGCCAGUCGGCAGUCUCAAGUCCAUCGCACUGCACAUGCCUCCAACGCUGGGUUCCCGAAGCGCCUGACCCCACCACGGGGAGUUGCCGCGUGUCCUCCCUCCGCACCCAGGCUUGCCCUCAGGGCUCUCACGGGUCUGCGCAGGGAGCGCUCCUUCGCCAGGGUGUGCGUCGUGGGCCUCAUCGUAAGCCUCGAGUGCCUGCCCGCUCGCUUCCAGCGCACUUCGCGUGGCCAGCGACGUUGCCUGGAAGCUUACUCCGGGCGCGCCUGCUCGCCCCGAGCGCACGCGGCAGUCGCCCUCGCUGUCGGCGGGCGGCUCGCCCCGGGCGCGCGCGCUCGCUCCGGGCUGCGCUGCCAGCGUUGCCGCCCGGAUCCUGUUGCUCUCUGCGCACCCGCUCGUCCCCUCGGCGCGCGGCGCGGCGCCCUCCUGCCAGCCCAGCCCGCCCAGCCCGCCCAGCCCGCCGCAGCCCGCCGCAGC
This is a messenger RNA of Prorocentrum cordatum, 1526 nucleotides long. The record is from the annotation of a GenBank genome assembly. Lineage: Eukaryota; Dinophyceae; Prorocentrales; Prorocentraceae.